Paramecium sonneborni is the source of this 2301-nucleotide messenger RNA. NCBI's taxonomy places the organism in Eukaryota, Ciliophora, Oligohymenophorea, Peniculida, Parameciidae. The record is from the annotation of a GenBank genome assembly.
AUGUCAAAAUUAUAAUAAUAUCUCUCUGAUCUUAAAACUCAUUAAGAGGAAGAAAUAGAAAUACAAAUCGAUUAUCCAAAUAAAGCAGAAAACUCUGAUGAUUCUGAAGAUGAAUAGAAUGAAAUUCUUAAUGAAAUACUUAAAUGUAUGUAAAAAGGAUUGUCUGAAAAGGUUUUUGAUUUUGAUUUAGGUAACUAAAUAAAAUUAAUUGAUGUUGAUGAUAUGAAUAAAAGUGCCCUAUAUUUAGAUGCUUUAGCUUGGCUUUAUUCAAAUAGAGUAGAUAGAACCUAUGUUGAAAGUCUUAAAUUAAAAGUUAAUCUCUUAAGAGUAUAUGAUACUACUACAACUAUACCUAAUGCACCACCUUAAAAGAAAAGUAAACAAUCAUAAUAAACCUAAUAAUUAACUCAAAAAACUAUUCAUCUUAAUAGAAAUCUAGAACUUAAAGAAAUUACAAAAUAUGGAGAAUCUACUCUUGAUUUUAAACCAUAUACACAUUAAUAUGAUACACUUCAAAUUAACCCCUUCUUUAAUCAAACUAGUAAAUCUCUUGAUAUGCAAGAUCUUACUACACUUAUUAUUUAUAAUCCUUAAUUUGAUGAAAAUUUAGCUAUCAUUAUUGAUCCUGAUCAACUCUUAAAAAUUAAUGAGUAAAAUAAAUAAAUUCUUACAGGAUUCAUUAAAUUAGAAAUUGAUACUUCUGUACUUGAUUACUCUAAUUUAGUCUCUAAAUAAUUUAAAAUGAGUUUUAAUGAAGUUAAUGAUUUUAGAGAACGUUACAAAUAUUUACUUAAUAAAAAAGAAACUUAAACUGUUAAAAUUGAAAAAAAUUAAUAAAUUGCUAUUGACAAAUUUAUUAAUGAUUUUAGAGUUUAUGAUGAAAAAUUGAAAUAAGCUUAAUAAACUAUAGAUUAAUAACAAUAAUCAUUAUCUUAAUUAAGUGUUGAAGAAUAAUAAAUUUUAAGUUUAAAUCAAUAAUAUUAAUAAUAACUUAAAAUUAAUCCUACUGAAAUAGAUCAUGAUCAAUAAGCAUUUUUAAGUAAAAAAUUAGAAUAAUUGAAUUUUGAUUCUUAACCUUAACAAUAAUUUGAAAAUAUCAAUUAAAUUAAAGAUUAAUAAAUCAAUAUAUAAAAUUUACAGCAAUAGAUAAAUCAAAUGGAUAUUGAAGAAUUUAAUAAUUAAUUACCUGAAGUUAUGCCAGAUCCUUUAGGUUUUCAAGAUGAUUAAUUAAAUGAACUUCAAAAUCAUUAAUAGACUGAAGAAUAGAAAUAAUUGUAAUUGGAACAAUAUAAAAUUUAUUAAGAAAAGAAAAAGAUGUUAUAAGAAUAAUUUUAAAAAUAAUAAAGAGAGGCAGCAGAAAAAUAAAAUUAAGUUCAAGAAGAAAUUAAAUGUUAACUUACUUAUUAAUAAUAAUUCCAGGAUAUAUUUAAUGAUGUGAAUGCACCUGUAGAUGAAUGGGAUUUAGAAUAAGAAGAAGAAUUUGAUUAAGAUCUAGCACCUUAUGAAGAAUAACAAUAAAUGCAAAAAAAUAAUAAUCAAUAAUAGGCAGUUUAAUAGUAAUAGUAAUAGUAAUAAUAAUAAUAAUAAUAAUAAUAAUAAUAAACUAAUGUUAAGAAAAAAUAAAAGAAAGUGUAUCCAGAUACAUUUACUUUUGAUGAUGCUGCUGAAUUGAAUAGAUUUUUAAUUUUAAAUACAGUAGGAAAUACAUAAAGAGAUUUUGGUUAAAGAGAAUUAACAUUAAAAUGUUUAGCUGAUAAUUGUUAAGAUUUUGAUUAUUAUAGAUAUUUUGAAUACUUUACAAGAGAGUAUACAGGAUUUUUAGAAGAGGAAGAAUAAUAAUAAGCAAUUCCUGUACCAGAACCAGAAAGUUUUGGAUUAGAUGAAAUAUAAAUACAAGUAUAAAUGGAAACUACAAAUUAAAUGAUUGAAACAUAUUAGAAUGAUUUAGACUACUAUGUUUUACCUUUUAAAAUUUAAGCUAAUAAUAACAAUGAACCUAUUACAAUUAAGCAAUUAUAAGUUAUUUUAGAAAAAGUUAUUGAUGAAAUUAAAGGAUAAGUUGAAUUUAUCAAAAUAGAAAAAACAUUGCCAAUGAUAAUGAAUGAAAAAAUAAGUAAAAGUAAAUUAUUUGCUGCUCUUCUUUUUGUUGCUAAAAAUAGAGGAUACAAAUUAGAAUAAAAAAAUAAAUAAUUUAAAGAUAUUAUUAUAAAAAAAGAAGAAAUUUAAACUAUUGAAAUUGAUUAAGAAGAAAUUAAUAGAAACUCAUCAUAAAUUGAUAUAGCUAUGUAAAUUGAAAGAUGA